ACAAAAGAGGAAGAAGGUUGAAGGAGGCGGAGGAGGUGUGUUUGUUGGGGAAGUGGAGUGAGAGAGUUUAUUCGUUUCGUUUAGUUGUUCUUAAACAAUACAUGCAUACAUUAGAUUAACGUUUUAAUAUUCUGAAAUUUUGCGCCCUGUCCGGCAAAUAGCGCCUGCAGGCGAGGCGCUGCUCAUCUCGAACAAGCCUGUGUACGGCAGGAGGACUGGUCACUCGAGUUCAUGUUCGAAAAGGGAGGCGGAGUCAAACAUGGCUGACGAAAUAUUGGUGAUAAACACAGCUGUUGAGGACCACGAAGAAAACCAACACUUAGAUGGGGCUGAAGUUUCAGGUCCGGCGGCUCACGGCAGCAACGGUGGGAACUCUGGCGAGAACACGACUCCGUCUGCGGAGGAGAGCAGCUGGUCAGCUCCUAUCUUGUCUCUGGCUAGGAAGGCCACGGAGACGAUUAGCAGUGGGAUGAGCUACGCUACUGCCCCUAGAAAAUCAUCUCAGGGGUCCGCUACAGGUUCUCCAUCGAAGAAAGGGUCCGAAAACUACCUGAACCACUCAUCUUUAAACCAUACGGUCCUGACCCCGAAAGACCCCAUGGCAAUAGAGAGAUCAAACCUCCUCAGUAUGCUGAAGUUAAGCACCAAGGUAUUAAUCCAGUCCUCCUUGAGUCUGGGCAGGACUCUGGACUCGGAGUACCCUCCUCUUCAGCAGUUUUUUAUUGUCCUUGAACACUGCCUCAAACACGGCCUUAAAGCCAAGAAAUCCUUCAUCAGUCACAAGUCCAUAUGGGGACCUCUUGAACUGGUUGAGAAGUUGUGUCCAGAGUCUGUCAACAUUACCACAAGUGCCAGGGAUCUUCCAGGAAUCAAAACUGGUUUAGGGAGAGGACGAGCCUGGUUACAUCUGGCUCUCAUGCAGAAAACCGUAGCAGACUAUAUGAAAGCCUUGCUGGAACGCAAAGACCUCUUGAGUGAAUUUUAUAACCCUGGUGCAUUCAUGAUGGAGGAGGAGGGAGCGAUAAUGGGAGGACUGCUGGUGGGCCUCAAUGUAAUCGAUGCUAAUCUUUGUAUUAAAGGGGAGGAUCUUGAUUCACAGGUGGAAGUCAUUGAUUUUUCCCUCUACCUGAAAGAUCCGACCAAUAAUGAGACACACAAAGAUGACUCCAAGAUGACAGCUAUACUGGAUCAGAAGCACUACGUUGAGGAGUUAAAUCGUCACUUGAGUGGUACAGUCACCGACCUUCAGGCUAAGAUGGACUCGUUAGAGAAAACCAACAGUAAACUUGUAGAGGAGCUGACAGCUGCAACAGACAGAAUCAAUUCAUUACAGGAAGAGCAGGAGCAGCUAAGAAAUGAGAAUGAGGCCAUCCUCCAGUUAAGCCAGAAAAAAGAAGAGGCUGCCCUUCAGGACAGUCAGGUGGAGCUGGAGACAUACAAACAAACCCGACAAGGUCUGGAUGAGAUGUACAACGUGGUGUGGACACAGUACAAGGAAGAGAAGAGGAUUCGACAGGAGCUGGAGCAUGAGCUGGAGCUCCAGGUGGGGCUGAAGCAGGAGAUGGAGGUGGCCGUGAAGCUGCUGGAGAAGGACAUCCAUGAGAAACAGGACACACUGGCCACCUUACGACUCCAGCUUGACCAGGUCAAAACUCUAAACCUACAAAUGUUCCACAAAUCUCAGGACACGAAGCAACAAGCUGAAAAAAAACAGGCAGAGGCUGUGCAGCUUGAGCAGAAGAUAAAUGAAAUGGAGAAAGCCAUGGCGGAACUGGAGCAGAGAUUACAGAACUCUAAGAGAGAGCACAGACAAACCGACCAUUCGGACAAAGACAUGAAGGUGGAGCUGGAAGGAAAGAUUGAUGCGUUGCAGAAACAACUUACAGACUUGGAUACACUAAGAAUGGGGUUGGAAAACGAGCUGUGCUCUGAAAGGGAAAAUAGACAGAGUUUGCAACAAACUCUCCGACGACAGCAAGACAGCAGCAAUGAACUCUAUACCCAGCUGCAGCAGCUGCAGGGCCUGCAGAUGGAGCUGCAGGAGUUGAAGCAUGAGAAAAAGCAGCUACAACAGAAAUGUGAGCAGCAGGAACAGACUCUACAGGAAAUGGGACUGCACCUUAGCCAGUCUAAACUCAAGAUGGAGGAUUUUAAGGAAGUCAACAAGGCCCUUAAGGGUCAUGCCUGGUUGAAAGAUGAUGAAGCUACACAAUGCAAGCAGUGUCAGAAGGAAUUCUCCAUCUCACGCAGAAAGCAUCACUGCAGAAACUGUGGAGACAUUUAUUGCAACAACUGCUCCAGUAAUGAACUUGCCUUACCCUCCUACCCUCGGCCAGUGAGGGUGUGUGACGUGUGUCACGCUCUCCUGCUGCAGAGAAGCUCAUCUACAGUUUCUUGAAAAAACACCUUAAAGCCUUCUCACUCUAAAUAAACCCAAUCAUGCAUUUUAAAACUAAUAAAUUUAUAGCUAUUUAUAAUACUAGUUACAUUAAAUCAUCUGGUGAUGGGGCCGGCUAAUGAAGGCAUGGAUACAAAGUUUUUAAUGAUUCACCAUUUCUUUACUGAUAAUGUAAAAAUUUUUGAUAUUAAUCUGAUAAAAAUACUGUUUUUGUUCUAAACUAGAAUGUCAUGCUCUAAAGCCUGUUCAGCUUUUGUUCAAUUAAUCUGACAUAUGACAUGGAUGCAAGUUUGUGUGAAUGUAUUAAGUUAUAUCACGUGAACGUUUUAUAGAUCAGGUCAAUGUCUACAAAAACUGCCCCUGUAUCCCAGGAGUGGGAACUGAUUGUUUCGUUUGAUAAAUAAAUAGUCUUGUUUUUCCCAAAUUCUUACCAGU
Messenger RNA from Nothobranchius furzeri (turquoise killifish), 2833 nucleotides. RefSeq names its product RUN and FYVE domain containing 1 (gene rufy1). Gene Ontology annotation, molecular function: metal ion binding. The record is from RefSeq and is a predicted model, not a curated record. NCBI's taxonomy places the organism in Eukaryota, Metazoa, Chordata, Actinopteri, Cyprinodontiformes, Nothobranchiidae. Gene Ontology annotation, cellular component: cytoplasm. Gene Ontology annotation, biological process: regulation of endocytosis; protein transport.